Clonostachys rhizophaga is the source of this 1047-nucleotide messenger RNA. NCBI's taxonomy places the organism in Eukaryota, Fungi, Ascomycota, Sordariomycetes, Hypocreales, Bionectriaceae. The record is from the annotation of a GenBank genome assembly.
AUGUCCAAAUCAGUUGCUAUGGUCGCUGUCCUCGGUGCAGGAGGAGGCGCCGCACUUACCGCCGCCGUCAUGUCUCUUCGAGGAAACAACAAGAAGCCUGAAAUCCAGGCCGCAAGCACCGCUACUCCAACCGCACCCGUCAUCGCUGGCCCUCCCGUGCCAGUUGCCAUCCCACCAUCCCAGAUAUUCUCACCGCCAGGCGCAGCUCCCGCUGCCCCUGGCGGCCUCGUUGACCCGGCCGGCCUCUUCCAAUAUGGCUUUCCCGGCCCUGUUGCCGACGUUGCAAACCGCAACGCCCUCGUCUCGAGCUACGAUCGCCGCACACGUAACCCUCACUGGGUGGUCGAGCACAUCACACCCCAGUCCCUCGCUACCCGCGACGGAGACCGCAAGAACAGCAACUUCGUCGAGGACCCCGACGUGCCCCAGAAGUUCCGCGGCCUCCUCAAGGACUACUUCCGCAGCGGCUACGACCGCGGCCACCAGGUCCCCGCCGCCGACUGCAAGUGGUCCCAGCAGGCCAUGGACGAGACCUUCUACCUCACCAACAUGUGCCCCCAGGUCGGCGAGGGCUUCAACCGCGACUACUGGGCGCACUUUGAGGACUUUUGCCGCCGCCUGACCGUCAGGUACCCCUCCGUCCGCAUCGUCACCGGGCCCCUCUACCUGCCCCGCAAGGAUCCCGUCGACAACAAGUGGUACGUAAAGUACGAGAUGAUUGGCAGCCCGCCCUCCAUCGCCGUCCCCACGCACUUCUACAAGGUCAUCUUCGCCGAGGACGGCCGCGUGGGCGGCAACGUCGCCCUGGGCGCCUUCGUCCUCCCCAACGCGCCCAUCUCCAACGACAAGCCCAUCACCGACUUCGAGGUCCCCGUCGAGGCCGUGGAGCGCGCGAGCGGUCUCGAGUUCGCGUCCAAUCUGCCCGUGCAGAGGAGGAGGAGGCUGUGCACCGACACCACCUGCGCCCUCAUCAUCAAGGACUACGCCGAGCGGCAAAAGUCGGUGGCCAAGGGAGAUAGGCGAGCGCUCCCACCGCCCAGAUCAUAA